AUGAAAUGCUAUGUUUGUUUAUUUGUGUGUUUAUCCACAAAAGCCGUUCACUUAGAACUCGUAAGUGAUCUGACUUCUGAUGCUUUCCUUGCCACGCUAAGAAGAUUUACUUCUCGACGAGGAAAACCUGAUCAGAUACACAGUGACUGUGGGACGAAUUAUGUUGGUGCAUAUAGAGAGUUGAAACGUUUAAUGGCAUCACUCUCUUCAGAUGAAAGAUUACAGGGUUAUCUUGCAAAGGAAAAUAUCAUUUGGAAAUUCAAUCCUCCUGCGGCACCUCAUCAUGGUGGAUUGUGGAAAUCCACUGUCAAAUCUAUGAAGUCUCACAUUAAAAAAACUGUCGGUGAACAAAUCCUCACCUACGAAGAAUUCCUAACCCUGAUUGCAGAAGUAGAAGCUUGCCUUAAUUCUCGACCACUCACUCCUUUGUCUGAUGAUCCUGCUGAUUGUGAGGCAUUGACACCUGGUCAUUUCCUCAUUGGUACUUCACUGACAUCAGUGCCUAAUUCUGAUAUUUCAAAGGAAGUGAUAACAACUUUACAAGGUUGGAAGUUAAUGCGAAGAAUGAUCAAAGAAUUCUGGAAACGAUGGUCAACUGACUAUCUUUCCACUCUUCAAAGGCGUGCCAAAUGGCUCCAAGUAAAGGGAAAUCUUGCUGUAAAUGAACUAGUGCUAAUCAAAGACGAUGAUUUGCCACCAUUGAAGUGGAAGUUGGGACAUGUGCUAGAGACCUUUCCAGGAGCAGACGGUAAAAUCAGAGUGGUAAGGUUAAAAACUGCAAAUGGUGAGUUAAAACGUCCUAUUGUUAAACUUUGCCCACUACCAAUAAUAGACUUCAAACAUUGA
Messenger RNA from Parasteatoda tepidariorum (common house spider), 846 nucleotides. RefSeq lists its product as uncharacterized. Gene Ontology annotation, biological process: DNA integration. Gene Ontology annotation, molecular function: nucleic acid binding. The record is from RefSeq and is a predicted model, not a curated record. Lineage: Eukaryota; Metazoa; Arthropoda; Arachnida; Araneae; Theridiidae.